Molecule: messenger RNA, 957 nt
Organism: Prunus avium (sweet cherry)
Lineage: Eukaryota; Viridiplantae; Streptophyta; Magnoliopsida; Rosales; Rosaceae
Source: RefSeq, a predicted model, not a curated record
AUGUAUGAUGCAGUUUGUACAGUUCUUGAAAAUAUAAAGGAGGAUGGAUCCACAAGCUCCUUACGUGCGGAAGCUACUGGUGGAUACAAUGUGAUUAGGCAAUUUGAAUUUGUAUUCAUCUUGCAUCUAUUGAAAGAAAUUAUGGGACUCACAGAUAUCCUUUGUCGAGAACUACAACAUAAGUCUCAAGACAUUGUGAAUGCUAUGAACCUAGUUGGUACAACAAAAGAUGUCCUUGGAGAAUUGAGAUUAAAUGGUUCGGAAACUUUUAUUGGGAAAGUAGAUUUGUUUUGCAGGAAACAUGACAUUGAUAUGCCUAAUAUGAAUGCUCAAUAUAAAGUGGGAACAGGCCGUUCUUGUCAGCAAAAGGACAAUAUUACAGUUGAGCAUCAUUACCACUUUGACAUAUUCAAUGAUGCAAUAGAUUUUCAAUUGGCAGAGUUGAACAGUAGGUUCAGUGAAGGGGCAAUGGAACUUCUUAUUCUUAGUUCAGCUUUGGACCCUAGUGAUUCUUUUAAAUCAUUUGAUAUUGAUAAAAUUUGCAGCCUUGCAGAGAGAUUUUAUCCUCAAGAUUUCACUCCAAAAGAGUUACAUAUUUUGAGAUGCCAGCUGAAACUUUACGAGGCAGACGUACCUCAUCAUCCUGUACUUCAAAAAGUGUCUACACUCUCUGAAUUAUGUCAGGGAUUAGUUGAAACAAAAAGGGCAAACAGAUAUUAUUUGAUUGAUAGGUUGAUCCGUCUUGUGCUAACUCUCCCUGUUUCUACGGCAACUACUGAACGAGCUUUUUCAGCUAUGAAACUUGUUAAAACAGCUCUUCGUAACAAGAUGGAGAAUGAGUUUCUAGCAGAUUCUAUGGUUGUCUACAUUGAAAAAGAACUUGCUGACGAUAUCAAUUCAGAUGUAAUAACAAAAGAUUUCAAUUCUCUCAAGGAUCGCAAGGCACAACUUCAAUAA